This is a messenger RNA of Asparagus officinalis (garden asparagus), 1076 nucleotides long. Its product is annotated as jmjC domain-containing protein 7. The record is from RefSeq and is a predicted model, not a curated record. The annotation marks the transcript as partial. Lineage: Eukaryota; Viridiplantae; Streptophyta; Magnoliopsida; Asparagales; Asparagaceae. The transcript has 3 exons. Gene Ontology annotation, molecular function: 2-oxoglutarate-dependent dioxygenase activity.
GCCGACGCCCUCCGGCUCAUCGAGGGCGACGACGGGUCCGGCGUUGUCGCCUAUGCGCAGCAGCAGAACGAUUCGUUGAGGUCCGAGUACCCCCCGCUUCUUGGGGAUGUUGAGGCGCAUAUCCCGUGGGCCACCGAAGCGUUCGGCGGGGCGCAGCCCGACGCGGUGAAUCUCUGGAUCGGGAAUUCCCGGUCGCAGACGUCUUUCCACCGGGACCACUACGAGAAUAUCUAUGCCGUGGUCACCGGCGAGAAGCAUUUCCUUUUGCUGCCUCCCACGGAGGUUCACAGGCUUUAUAUACAGCAGUAUCCAGCUGCAGUGUACAAAGGAGGAGUUGAGGGGUUGAGGCUGGAGAUGGAGGAACCGGAGAGGGAGGUGCCAUGGUGUAGCGUGGACCCUUACCCGGAGACGGAGGAGGAGAUGGCGAGGCAGAGGAGGGAGUUUCCAAUGUAUUUUGAUGGGCCGGAGCCGUUUAAGUGUACAGUGAGGGCUGGAGAGAUGCUGUAUUUGCCGAGCAUGUGGUUUCACCAUGUGAGGCAGAGUCCCGAUGAGAAUGGGAGGUGUAUUGCUGUUAAUUACUGGUAUGAUAUGCAGUUUGAUAUCAAGUACGCUUAUUUCAACUUCUUGCAAUCCAUUGACUAUCGUGCUGCUGCUACUGGAGACAAGGAUGUUGGUGAUGAUUCUAGAGAUGAUGAAGGUUCAAAGGCAGAGACGAGCGGUUAGGCACUGCCAAUUUUACCGAAGAUCUUUCGUAUCGACAUUGGUGAGGCAAUGGAUGAGUGCUGAGGUCUCCCUGUUUUGGAUUUGAGGCAGUUGGAUUCAGUCAAUGCACCGGACUGGUCUCCUCUUAUGUUAUCUGUGUUGAGAAUAAAUGAGCGUGCAUGUUUUUUGUUUUGUCGAGAGUCCUUUUCGUGCUAACUUAUCUACUGCUUCAAAAUGUACCAAUUAAAGUAUGAAGUUAAAUCUUUUCAUUGUCUAGAAAGAUAAAAGAAUAAUAAAAAUAAGAAAUAUCCCUUGUAUGCGUCAGGGCAGAGAAAGAAGUUUAAUAAAGAUUACAAUAUUCCUGGUUGAUUUUA